This is a messenger RNA of Ilex paraguariensis (yerba mate), 573 nucleotides long. The record is from the annotation of a GenBank genome assembly. NCBI's taxonomy places the organism in Eukaryota, Viridiplantae, Streptophyta, Magnoliopsida, Aquifoliales, Aquifoliaceae.
AUGCUCGAGGCCAAGCAGGUUUUGCAGAGACUAUGCGGUAGGGAAGAUGUUUCUGGUGAGAUGGCUUUGCUGGUUGAAGGUCUUGGGGUUGGGGGUGAAACAUCUAUAGAGGAGUACCUGAUUGGACCAGCAAAUAAAUUCAGUGAUGAUGAGGAACAAAGUUCUGAAAAAGAGCGAAUCAAGUUGUAUGGUCCCGACGAAGGAGUUUCCUGGGUUACCCGACCUGUCACUGGACAGAGUACUCUUGGUUUUGCAUCUCGCCAAGGAAGCGUCACAAAUCAGACCUUACCCCUUAUGGACCCUCUUGUCACCCUUUUUGGUAGUGUCCACGAAAUGCUUCCCGAUGCGGGAAGUAUGCUUUUUCCACACUUUGGUAGCAUGUUCAGUGUAGCAGGGAAUCAACCUAAAGAUGAAGGGUGGCAUGAAGAGAGCCUUGGAAUGGAGGGUGAGGGUUACACAUCUGAUGCUGUUGCUGGUGAAUCUGAUGACAAUUUACAAAGUCCAUUGAUCUCACGUCAGACGACGAGUUUAGAAAAAGACUUGAUCCAACCGGCUUCCCAUGGAAGUAGUUGA